AUGGCCGCCUCAUUUUAUGCUGACGACGAUGAAAUCACGUGCAUUCUCUGUAUAGAAGUUUUCAGCGACCCGAGGACAGUACCGUGUGGGCACACUUUUUGUCGCGCAUGCCUACAGGACCUCUUCAACGCCAACAAGAAGGCUCACGGCGUUUGUCCCUGUCCCGUAUGCAGAAAGACAGUGCAUAUCCCAGACAGGACGAAACCCGUAUCAUCGUGCGCCGACCAGUUCCCACGCAACGUGGCGCUCGUGCAGGCUAUAGAUACCAUCAACAAGUUAAAACAAUGUAAAACAACAGAAGCUGCCCAACUAAUGCUGAAGAAUGGUAAACUGGAAGAGGCUCUAGCAGCUGCAGAGAAAGGACAGAACAUGGCUUUGAUUGGGGAAUGUCAUUUUAUUAUGUCACGGCUUCACUCUGACAAAACUGACAACAUGGAGGAUGUUGUCCAUCAUCUAAACAAAGCUGUCGAAUCAUUCCAGGCAGCUGGUGACAACAAUGGACUGGGAAAAGCUCUUAUGGUCCUAGCUCGCAUUAAGAUUGACAAGACUUUGGCCAAACGAGCAUUCAAGCUCUUUCAAGACGAAACACCAUAUUCAAAUGAUGCUGGAAUGCUGGACGCCCUUUAG
Messenger RNA from Gigantopelta aegis, 627 nucleotides. Its product is annotated as LON peptidase N-terminal domain and RING finger protein 1-like. The transcript is spliced from 2 exons. The record is from RefSeq and is a predicted model, not a curated record. NCBI's taxonomy places the organism in Eukaryota, Metazoa, Mollusca, Gastropoda, Neomphalida, Peltospiridae. The coding region runs from base 1 to 627 and encodes 208 amino acids. Gene Ontology annotation, molecular function: protein binding.